GACGAUUUGACCAAGAUUUGACGUUGCUUGUUUGGUUAUUGUCAAUUAUUAUUCCUUUCGUUUUAUACGAAGUGUUAAUAUGAAAAUAAGUAAUUUACACGUUUUGUGAGAAAAUUGUUGAGAUUAUCUCUCGACUUAUAAAUAGAUUACGAUGGAGGCUCCGUCAAUGGACACUGUUUACCAGGCCAUCAGUGCUUUAUACGAUAACCCCAAUGCAAAUGAAAAGGAAAAGGCAUCGCUUUGGCUCGGAGACGUCCAGAAAUCUAUACACUCUUGGAAGAUAUCGGAUCAACUAUUACAAGAGAAAAAAGAUGAACAAUCCUACUACUUUGCCGCACAGACCAUGAGAUCAAAAGUACAACAUAACCUCUCAGAACUGCCCUCUGAGAGUCUGGUGUCCCUUCGAGAUUCUUUAAUCGCCCACCUGGAAAAUGCAGCAUCUGGUACAAGUAACGCUAUACUCACACAACUCUCGCUGGCUCUGGCAGACUUGGCUCUACAAAUGCAGAAUUGGCAAAAUUGUGUUAGUGACCUCAUAAAACUGUUUUCAACAAAAAAUGAAUUUGCAUUGCUAGAAAUAUUGACUGUGUUGCCUCAAGAAAUCGACUCGCCGAAUUUGAAAUUAGGUGAAAAUCGGAGAGAAGAGAUAAAAAAUGAGCUAAGAGCUACCUCUAAUUUAGUUUGUUUAUUUUUAAAGGAAAGCAUAGCAAACUCUCAGAAUUCACAGAUAUCAUUGAAAAUAGUUAAAUGUAUGACAUCAUGGAUCCAGGUGCGGGCUGUGCAUAUAGAGGAGAUACCCCAGAAUGCGGUGAUAGGCUUUUGUUUGCAGGUACUCAGAGAUUACAAUUCAAUAAAUUUGCUGCAUGAUGCGGCUUCCGACUGCAUUUGUGCUUUAUUGCAUUGUUUAGAAGAAAACAAUAAUAAUGAGGACAUAGAAAGGUUGUUAUUUGACAAUAUAGCAUCGUUAGAGGAAAGCUAUCACUUGGCAGUGGCCCAUGAAGAAGAAGAGAAGGCUGUAAAUUAUGCUAAAGUGUUCACAGAGCUAGCGGAAACAUUUUUAGAGAAGAUAGUAUUCUGCACAGCGAGUGGACGAGUUCAUUUUGCUAUGAGGUCACUAGAAUUAGCACUUGUUUGUGUUGGACAUCAUGAUUAUGAGGUAGCGGAAAUAACCUUCAACUUGUGGUACCGACUGUCAGAGGAAGUAUAUCAGAGAGAUCAGCAGCCCCUAACUGAUGCCUUCAAGCCGCACAUUGAGAGGCUUAUUGAAGCCCUGGCCCGUCACUGCCAGCUCGAGCCUGACAACACCAAACUGCCAGAUGAGGGUGACGAGUUCUAUGAGUUCCGGAUGAAGGUGAUGGAGCUGAUCAAGGAUGUGGUGUUCAUGGUGGGGUCGAGCGCGGUGUUUCGGCAGAUGUUCGCGGCGCUGCAGGCGGAUUGCUCCUGGGAGCACACGGAGGCGGCGCUCUUCAUCAUGCAGGCCGUCGCCAAGAACAUCCUCCCGGACGAGGAGGAGUAUGUGCCCAAGGUGGUUGAGGCCAUUCUGUCGAUGCCG
Molecule: messenger RNA, 1552 nt
Organism: Papilio polytes (common Mormon)
Lineage: Eukaryota; Metazoa; Arthropoda; Insecta; Lepidoptera; Papilionidae
Gene: Tnpo-SR
Product: importin-13
Exons: 4
Biological process (GO): protein import into nucleus
Cellular component (GO): nuclear membrane; cytoplasm
Molecular function (GO): small GTPase binding
Source: RefSeq, a predicted model, not a curated record